Drosophila subpulchrella is the source of this 2810-nucleotide messenger RNA. RefSeq names its product coiled-coil domain-containing protein lobo (gene lobo). Gene Ontology annotation, biological process: flagellated sperm motility. The transcript is spliced from 9 exons. The record is from RefSeq and is a predicted model, not a curated record. Gene Ontology annotation, cellular component: motile cilium. Bases 115 to 2808 code for a protein of 897 amino acids. Lineage: Eukaryota; Metazoa; Arthropoda; Insecta; Diptera; Drosophilidae.
UUAUUUUCUGUCACAACUGGCCGUACUGGAAAAUAUAUUUCCUACAAACAUCGUAGUUAUAGAAACGACGUUCUUGUUUAUUAUUGAGUAGCCGACAACUGUUACCACGCCAAAAUGCCGAAAGUAAUAUUCCAGAAGUACAAGAAGGUGGUCAGCAACAUCGACCCGACUCGUCAUAGUGCCAAAUUCAAAGAAAUCGACGAAUCGAGGCGCUCACAAGUUACGGAGUCGGACUUUGAUGAUGAAAUGGAGGGGGAGUACGAGGCGGAAAUGGAGGAAAUGAGGUCUAGUGAAUUUAGUUUGUCCGAAGGAGAAGCUGCGCUGAAUAUCGGGAAGAUCGAUUUGUCUUUCCCUGAGACAAUCGAGGAGUUUGAAAACAGUCCGCAGUGUUAUCCCCCCUCAUAUUAUACCUUAUCGCCCAAAGAGCGCUUGCUUCUCCUUUACGCCGAGAAUUUCCGGAAGCAAUUGGUUCUUAGUUACCCAAAGAGACGAGCGAUGGUCUUGGCUUUGCCCAAUGAAUGCAAAGUACAGAAAUUUGUUUGCACCACCAUCAGGCCAACGGCGUUUAUUUACACGCAACUCAUAUCGAGUGUUGAGGAAAUUGCCAAGUUUGUCGCCGAUUUUAUUCAGUAUGAACCACUAGAGGAUCCAAUUAAUUUGCCAACUCGCCUGAUAUCACCGGAUACUUUAUUGCGAAGGCGUAAGGGAAAUUCCUAUGAAAUGGCUACUCUCCUGGUCAGCAUGCUGAUUGGAGCUGGCCACCCAGCUCUGGUGGUCUCCGGAGUGGCCCGCGAGGAGACGAUUUUGAACGACCAACUGGCCAUUCCCUAUCCGUAUCCGAUCGUCGAGGUGGAGGCGGAGGAGGUAAAGCCGAAGGUUGAGAAGCCGGGCCAGAAGUAUAAGCUGCGCGGAUUACCCGAUUUGGAGAGUCAUCUCGAGGAGGAUAUGGCCGAGGUUCACAGGCUAAAGGCGGCUGAGGAAAAACGGAUUCAGGACGAAAUAAUCCGGAAGCAAAUGGAGGAACUUGAGCUGCUGGCCGUGGAUCGACAUCAUUAUCGACGCAGCCAUGCCUGGGUGGUGAUCAUCAACAAUGCCCCUUGGAGUGUGAAGCCCAAGACUACCUACACGGAUGUCAACGGGGAUGUGGUGGAGGCUCCUCCCAUGGCUAGUUUUAUAGAGCCCUCGACGGGAUUUAUUUGUGAAACGGGAUGCAAGCAGUACAUCCUAGUGGAUAGCAUCUGGAAUGAGUACAACUACUAUGUGUGCAAGCAGAAACAUCAGCGGGUUGGUGAACUGCGAUGGGAUCUGCGGGACACCAAGGACUGGGAGCACAUGCUGCCAGGUGAACCGCCCGAGAUGCGCACCUAUAAAAUGUCCUCGGAUGAGAAUAUAGCCGAGGAGGAACACGAUAUCAACGAGGAGAAGCACUUGGACUGCAUUGGUUCCUGGGUGGAACGACUGCACAUUGGUUUGGCCGAAUUUGAGCAACGUUUUCCCAGCUCCGAGAAGAAGAUCCAGUACAAAGGUGCCAUACACGAGCGUUUCUCUCCCUAUUCGCAGCGCGAUGGCAAGGUGAUGCAGCUAACCAUUUUCAAUAAUGACGAGUGCACAAUACCCAAAGUCCGCUAUGAGUUCUAUGAGAAUCGAUCGGAUCUCAUGCGUCAUGUGAAGUACACAUAUGCCACCGAUCAAUUUGAAGAGAUAUUCAACAAAGGGCGGAAUGACAGCUUGAAAUCCAUCGAGUAUUUCUCCGACACCACGCAACAGCGAAAAGUAUACUUUUAUUCGGCUUCAAGAAUAGAUUCGUUGGACUUAAUGGUGGUUGAACCAGGCUCUUUGAUUCUCCACUACAAGGGUCGCAGUGACAAGUGUUGGUAUAAGGAAUUUGAAUUCACUCCAGCUGGAAACGUUCUCAAAAAAGUCACUGAGAAAUUUCUGAAAGCCAGUGCUAAUGAUGUGUGCACAAAUGAUAUUGCAACACGCAUGUUUCUCUUUCAACAAAAUAAAAUUGUUUUGAAGUUUCAUUAUACAUUCGGGGCACUAACCGCUACAACAGUUGAGUUUACAAAGCCACCAAGACCGGAUUAUGGCAAAGAGUUGGUUUACGAUGAGAAACUAACGAAAAUAUACAAGGCUAAUCCCCUAGAUCCAACUCGCACUAAUCUCGAGUUAUACAGAUUGUUACGCGACCAACUGCAGUAUGAGGAUCAGUUGAGGAAAAAUUUUGAGAAAAUCUUCGAGGACAUAAACAACAUCUUCGAUUUACGCAAGUUCGAAAAGGCUGAGCCCAAGCUUAAGUUCAGCAUAUUUGAUCCACUAAGGAAUGGAGCAGCCAGAGCAAUACGAAUGAGACAGUUUGAGGAGGAAGAAGAACUCAAAAAGGAAAUAGCCAGUAAGCCCGCUGAUUUCCUGGCCCCAUAUCUAGUACCUUAUAAGGACCAGGAGGAGCUUACUCCCGAACAAUCUCUGAAUGCAUAUAACUCUUGUCUAAACGACUUGAAAUCGCGGUUUGUGAGCUUGCUGAACAAUUUGCAGCGUCACUAUGAGGAUCUAACCUCUGAGUCAAAAUCCCUUAAUCGGUUUCUCAACAAAUUUGAGAACCAGUUCAACAACUAUGAUUACAAACGUCUGGUACAACAGUCGAAGGAUCUGGAACUCAAUAAGCGAAUGGUGCAACAGCGCUUGACCCUGACUCAUGAAGAGUCCCAAAAGAAGUACGAAAUAGUUAAGAACUCCUUGCUCAAGGACUCGAGACUUAAUUUCAAAAAGGAAGAUUUGGGAAGGAGGCCGUCUGAGACGUCAAAAUAAAA